Molecule: messenger RNA, 741 nt
Organism: Pleuronectes platessa (European plaice)
Lineage: Eukaryota; Metazoa; Chordata; Actinopteri; Pleuronectiformes; Pleuronectidae
Product: chymotrypsin-like elastase family member 3B
Biological process (GO): proteolysis
Molecular function (GO): serine-type endopeptidase activity
Source: RefSeq, a predicted model, not a curated record
AUGGAAGGAAACCUCCCAGCGUCUGCGUGUGGCGUACCCCGGAACCAGCCCAGCACCAGCCGUGUGGUGAACGGGGACGAAGCCCGACCCUACAGCUGGCCAUGGCAGGUCUCUCUGGAGUCUUUCUUCCCGACCUGCGGUGGAACACUCAUUGCUCCUGACUGGGUCCUGACUGCUGCACACUGCAUCACAUUCCACACACACAGGGUGGUGCUGGCUGAGCAUGACAUGAACAGGGAGGAGGGACCUGAACAGUCCAUUAUGGUGGAAACAUUUUUCAUUCAUCCCAAAUGGAACAACAACUGUGUGUCUUGUGGGAAUGACAUUGCCCUGUUGAAGCUGGAGAAGAGCGCUGUCAUCAAUGAGAAGGUUCAGCCGGCCUGCCUGCCGCUCCAUGGUGCUGCUCUCGCCCCCGACCAGCCGUGUUAUGUCACAGGCUGGGGUCGUCUCUACUCUGGAGGUCCACAGGCGACUACACUACAGAAGGCUCUGCUUCCUGUUGUGGAUCACAGCAUCUGCAAACAGAACAGCUGGUGGGGCAGCUCAGUGAAGACGACAAUGGUGUGUGCAGGAGAGAGAGAGCAAGUCAGCGGCGACUCGGGCGGCCCCCUGAACUGUGGGGUCGAGGGAGUGACUAGUUUUGGGGACGGAUGUGGAUGUAAUACUCCUCAGAAGCCCACAGACUUUACCCGUGUGUCCUCGUUCAUCCCCUGGAUCGGCGAGACAAUGGCCCAAAACUGA